Messenger RNA from Carassius carassius (crucian carp), 3776 nucleotides. RefSeq names its product DISC1 scaffold protein (gene disc1). Bases 503 to 3298 code for a protein of 931 amino acids. Gene Ontology annotation, biological process: neuron migration; cilium assembly. The record is from RefSeq and is a predicted model, not a curated record. The transcript has 14 exons. NCBI's taxonomy places the organism in Eukaryota, Metazoa, Chordata, Actinopteri, Cypriniformes, Cyprinidae. Gene Ontology annotation, cellular component: centrosome; microtubule; mitochondrion.
GUUGAUGGGAGUUUUGCUUUGGUGUGAAUCAGAGUCAAAUUGCAGCAGACGUCACAGAAACUCCUUCACUACACGAUACUUAACGGGACAAAGAGCGGAUGAGACCCGGCUCUCGUCUGAUUUGGCUUCAUCGUUCCAGAGGAUAACGGAAAUAAAACAGAGAUCUUAGAAAUGUUUUCUCUGGAUUGAAGAGAGGAGCACAAACGCACGCGAGCAGAGCAUUCUUCGGGUUGCCCUCUCAACAGGAAACUCGCCAUUUAACGUCGAAUAGUUGGAUUUUUUUUGUGCAUCUGUUUUAUUCAAACGUCGAUUGAGAUUACAUAUCUGACAACCCAGCUAUAGGCGGACUGUUAAGUGUAAAGUGUAAACAAAAUACAUAUUUCUGAAGGAAAGUGAACGGCGUUCGGUGCACGCGCCGUCCAUCGGAGAAUGACACGCGCGGCGUUUGGCGUUUAACUGAAUAUUAAUUAUAUUUUAGUUGAUUUACGGGUUUUAAACAGUCAUGAUGUUCGCAGGAAUGAUCAGGGUGGAAAACAACUCAAUAAUCCACAAAACUGCCACCGACUCCAGGUGUCACCAUUGCGCUGUGAGGACAGGUGGUGUGAGUCCGCUGGCGGCAGCGGGAUGCCAUCGCAGGAGGAGCUUCAGACGCCCGGGAUACAUGCGUUUAGAGCCGCUUAACCAGUCAUGUGACUCUGAACACGUUUCUGGCUCGCCUUUUACUGAGAACAAUCAAAAGAGAGCUUUUAAAUUACCCAGCAGCCCCAGUGAGCGAUGGCUUAGACAGGUCCUCAAGAGAGACGAUGGUCAGGAUUCUUCCCAAACUCACCGUUUGCGUGACGCUAAGGAAAAUUCCCCAAUGCCAUUGCGCAACGAUUUUAAUUCCAGUUUCAGUUUCAUUCAGCAGUCGCUAGAAACUAGAGAUCUGUUAGAUGCAAGCACAAACAAAUCUGUGAGCAAACCAUCUGAAUGGGACAGAAUGAAGUCUGAAACGUCACACUCUGCUGCUUUAGAACCUCACACUGCUUUAGUAGUACAUCACUUGAGCCAAUCAGAGAUCAGCACUGUUCCGACUAGACAAUUAGAGAUCAGCAAUGUUCCGACUAGCCAAUCAGAGAUCAACACUAUUAGCACUGUUUCCACUAGCCAAUCAGAGAUUAGCACUGUUCCGACUAGCCAAUCAGAGAUCAGCACUGUUCCGACUAGCCAAUCAGAGAUCAGCACUGUUCCGACUAGCCAAUUAGAGAUUAGCACUGUUCCGACUAGCCAAUCAGAGAUUAGCACUGUUCCGACUAGCCAAUCAGAGAUCAGCACUGUUCCGACUAGCCAAUUAGAGAUUAGCACUGUUCCGACUAGCCAAUCAGAGAUUAGCACUGUUCCGACUAGCCAAUCAGAGAUCAGCACUGUUCCGACUAGCCAAUUAGAGAUUAGCACUGUUCCGACUAGCCAAUCAGAGAUUAGCACUGUUCCGACUAGCCAAUCAGAGAUCAGCACUGUUCCGACUAGCCAAUUAGAGAUUAGCACUGUUCCGACUAGCCAAUUAGAGAUUAGCACUGUUCCGACUAGCCAAUCAGAGAUUAGCACUGUUCCGACUAGCCAAUCAGAACACGAGGUUUUCUCUCUAAGCAAUUCACCUUGGUCCAUUGGUCAGCAAAAAAGUAUUUUAUUGGCCCGAGAGCUGUGGCUAGCAGACCUGGAUGUACAGAUUUCGUCCUCCAUGACGUCUUAUGCGAAAGAAAGCGUCCAGGACUCUGACUCUGGCUCUCUGGACACUGAAGUCACAUCUUCGUUCUCCAUUGACUCGUCAGACUCGACCUCGGCCUCCUCGGUCACAUCCGGCUACGACAGCACCACCCCGUCCUCGGAUCAGAGUCGAGACGCUCUGAUAAAGAAGUACGAAGAUGUUCUGCAAGACUGUCUGCAGAACAAUCGCACAAACACCAAGAUCGAGUCCGUGAUGAUGAAGCUCCAGAGACUACAGCACAAAGCGGUUCUGGAUGAUGAUUAUGACACAGCAGAGCGUUUUGGUAAGAAGCUAGAGGAACUGAGGAGAGAGCGAGCGACGCUGAAGCCUGGUUUACCAUCCAGACAUCCCGAAGUCACUGGAUUUCUGGAGCGUCUCAGAGCGGCCGUUCACAGGACAGACUGCAGGCGAAAUGGUGAGCCGAGUCCCGAUCAGGGAUCAAGCAGCUCUCAGAGCCGGUUUCCAACACGAGAGAAACUGUUAGAGGAAAAACACAGGAUUCAGAAGGAGAUGUGUGAUCUCCAGCGCAGGCUUCAGGAGCUGCAGGAGCGGAGCAGAGCUGUGGAGGAGCAGCUGGAGCCCGUCCUCGGUGGCUGGGAUCCGGCUCAGCUGCGGCUGAUGGCUCGAGCGCUGGAGGACAUGAUCAGCUCUGAAAACCGCGCUCAGAUCAGUGCGUCUCCACCCGCAGAGAUCAUCAGACUUCAAGAGCAAGAGCGAGCACUGAGAUCAUCCAUCAAAGAGGCAACGGCUAAAGGGGUGAUGAGUCCGAGACUGUGCUGUAGUGUGCACCGGAGGGUCAGCGAGACUGAAACCCAGCUGCUGGCGCUUCAUGAGGCCAAGCUCGUUGCCCUCUCAGGAAAUGACUUUAGCAGCGCGAAGGAACUGAAGGCAGAAAUCAGGAGCGCAUACGACGAGAGAGAUCGUCUGGAGGGACUGGAGAGGAAGCUGAAGACUCUGAGCACAGGAAGUGGACGGGAUCUGAGCCACAUGAAGGAGCAACACAACCAGAUCAAAGUGGAGCUGCAGGAGAGAGAAGCCCAGUACAAGCGCAGUUUAAAGGAAAACACUCUGAAGUAUAUUGAGCUUCUGGAGGACAGACUUCACAGCUGUGGAAGUGCAGCACUGGAGCACAUUUGGGAGGCUGAUUUGGAGGCUUGUCAUCUCCUCCUGAAAGGCCUCGAUCAGCGCACCUCCAGCAUCUCAGAAUUGGAGGAUCUUCCCUUCAUCCCUGGAUCGGGUUCAGAUGUCCUGCCAUUCACUAAAGAGGAAGCGGACUGCGCCAUGUUGACCGCUCUAGGGGGGCGCUGGUGCCCCGAGGCUGACCUCCAACACUCAGAGUUCACUAAGAAAUUAGAGGAGUUUCUCUUCUGUUUGGAGGAUGCGUCUCCUGAGGAUCUGUGUGAAGAGACGACAGAGCUGGCGGAGCGCUGUGAGUUCAUCAGUGAGCGACUGCAUUACCUGGAAGAGCAGCUUCAGACCGCCAUAGAGCAGCACGACGAGGACCUCACUCAUAUCCUUACAGAGCUCUGUGUGUCCGCAUGCACUGUUCAUUAGAUCAUUCACUCAUGUUUAGUGGUAGUCAUUUGUUCAAAUCACAAACUAUUUUGACUUAGUCAUAGCAACCACUCAGAACACCCAAGGCACCACCCUAACGCCCUAGAAACUACCCAAAACAUCUUAGCAACACUAUAGCAACCAUCCCAAUAACCCUAGCAAUGCAACAUGCUAGAUACCACCCGGGGCGCCUUAGCAACCAUCUAGAACCAUCCAGAACAUUCUAGCAACACCCUAGCAAUGCCCUAGCAACCACCACAGUAUAGCAAUGCCUUGGAAACCACCUAGAACACCUUAGCAACCAUCCAGAUCACCCUUGCGAUGCAACACCCUAGAAACCACCCAGAGUGUCUUAGCAACCACCCAGAACAACCUAGCAACGCCCUAGCAACCAUCCAGAUCACCCUUGCGAUGCAGCACCGUAGAAACCACCCAGAGUGUCUUAGCAACCACCCAGAAUGUCUUAGCAACCACCCAG